Messenger RNA from Acyrthosiphon pisum (pea aphid), 533 nucleotides. RefSeq lists its product as uncharacterized. The transcript is spliced from 14 exons. Bases 228 to 533 code for a protein of 101 amino acids. NCBI's taxonomy places the organism in Eukaryota, Metazoa, Arthropoda, Insecta, Hemiptera, Aphididae. The record is from RefSeq and is a predicted model, not a curated record.
GAUUUUUUUACAAUUUAAGUAAUGCAGAAAUAUCGGUUAUUGGCAAUAAACGUCAUGUUACUGUGCAAGAUUUAUUAAAUAUAGUUAAAAAUGAUGAAACCGAUAUCAAAAAUGACGUUACAUACGUAAAUAAGUAUCAUUUGAAUGAAUUUAAGAGUGAUACAUAUCUGUUAUUUGUAAAAGCAUAUAUAAAAGAGUUACAUUCGCAUGAUCCAAUUUCAUUUCCUAUGGAUGCACUUUCACCGGAAGAUAUUGUAUUGAUUAGUGACAAGUUUAACGAGACGGAAUAUCAACGCACCGCAGUAUUUUCUGUUAGAAAAUAUUUAGUAGAUCAAUAUAUACGAUUUACAUCCAUUUGGCAAUUGUAUAGAUUUGAUAUAAAUUUAUAUCUUAAAUACAAAAUCAUCGAUAUAUCGAAUUCCUUUGGUUAUCUUAUUUAUGAUGAACUUAUGCUUAAUGAGAUCGAUGGAGUAAAAAUGACCGCACUUGAAGCGUUUCAAAAAUAUUUCAAAGAAAAAUUUAAAUUUAGUUAA